Messenger RNA from Solea senegalensis (Senegalese sole), 2946 nucleotides. Its product is annotated as homeobox protein Mohawk-like. Bases 340 to 1590 code for a protein of 416 amino acids. The record is from RefSeq and is a predicted model, not a curated record. Gene Ontology annotation, biological process: cell development; regulation of transcription by RNA polymerase II; muscle organ development. Gene Ontology annotation, cellular component: nucleus. Gene Ontology annotation, molecular function: DNA-binding transcription factor activity, RNA polymerase II-specific; RNA polymerase II cis-regulatory region sequence-specific DNA binding. NCBI's taxonomy places the organism in Eukaryota, Metazoa, Chordata, Actinopteri, Pleuronectiformes, Soleidae. The transcript is spliced from 7 exons.
CGAUCUUGAACAGAAGACGAAGAAAGAAAUCAAAAGGAGCAAAUACGACAAGUGAACAGAAGGGUGCUGCCACUGCUACUCCUCUCUGCAGGCUUCUCCUCACAGAACUCAAAGCGAUUGGACGGCGGCAGAGCCAAUAAGCAGGGGAGCAGCAGGUUAUUUGAACUCUCCUCACAGAGCUCGACUAAACCAGACAACAUCCUCUGACUUUUCAAACAUUAUUCUCUCAUAAGCCUCAUCAUCUCCUCUCCUCUCAAGUCACAUUUCCCACGGGCUUUUUAAAAAGUCUACACCAAGGAUGGGAACCUCCGGCUUCUGUUUACAUCUGGAAGAUUACUGAUGCACCUGUUGACCGAGGAAAACUCUCCCUGCGAAAGAAUGAACAAAGUGGCCGCGAUGAAGUCUGACGUGCUGCUUCAUUUGGAGGACAGCAGAGGAGCAGGGGAGAGGAGCAGGUUCAACUGUGAAGACUUACCUCAGAGCAGUUUACCAGAUGGACAGAACACAGACCUGAUGCAAUACCAGGACAACACUAAAAACAGCGCGACUGUCAAGUACAGACGAUACGGGUCUCGUCUCGGUGGGGUCAAAGUUCGCCACAAGAGACAGGUGCUGCAGGACAUGGCCCGACCACUCAAACACUGGCUUUACAAACACAGAGACAAUCCUUAUCCCACCAAGACUGAGAAGGUCCUGCUGGCUCUGGGGUCACAUAUGACACUCGUGCAGGUUUCCAACUGGUUUGCCAAUGCCCGACGAAGGCUGAAAAACACAGUGAGACAGCCUGAUCUGAGUUGGGCUCUCAGGAUCAAACUUUAUAAUAAAUACAUCCAGGGAAACGCUGAAAGGCUGAGUGUAUGCAGUGAUGACACUGGCUCAGAUGAUGAAGAAUGUCCCUUACAAACUCCUGUCAGCCAGUCACACUUUGGCAGGACAUCCUCUCACAAAGGUGUACUCCAGAAACAGGGCAGCGUCCUCGCCAUGGCGGACUCCGCAAACAGCGAUGACAGCACGUCACCGCCAUCCAAAUACAAGAGCAGUUUACUGAAUCGGUACCUUAACGACACCCUGCGGCACAUGAUGGCAGCUGAGGCUGACGGCGUCACCUCAUCCCUAAAGAGGAGGAGUCACUCCGAGUCGUUCAGCUCCAACGAAUGCGAUCGAGACGCCGCGUCUCCGGCAUCGUCCUGUGAAACAGAGGCAAAUUUUGUCUACCACAUGGUGGACUACACGACAGCUAACUAUGACAGGGAACAACAGCAGGAUCAAGGCCAGCGGAGACCAGACGACCAAGGCUGGAGGGAGAUCCACGCCGCCGUGGCUCUGACCAACUUGGCCCAGGGGCAGAGCCAUACUGAGGAUAAGAGCAGUGUUAUGGUGCCACUCACUGCCAAAGGGCAGAGCUGCACCCAGGAGCCCUACUCCACAGUGAGAACCACCGUCAUAGACAGGAUGCAGGUUACAGCUCCUGACUGUGCUCUGAGGCAGAGCUGCACCACAGGGCCCACUCUCACUAGUCGCAUCAUCCAGAAGUCUUCUCAUAUCUCAGAAGUCCAGACUGUUAAAGUAGCCCUGGCAAACAGUGUCUAAGCAUUAAAGGGAUAGUUCAGUUUUUUUGUGUUUUUGUGCUUGGACUGUAACCAGGUGCGAGGUCAAGACUGACUUUAAUGUUUGUGACGUCAGCACACAGCCAUCACCAGGAACCAGCCUGAUUUAGCCAUUUAACAAAAACCUGAUCAAAUCUGCAUCGCUUGAGUCUACAAUAUCGUACAUGUUCUUUAUGAUUAUGAGUUGUGUUUAUCUCACCAUUAGACAGACUUGUGUGGCUGGAAACUCUCCCGCCAAAGUCCACAUAGAGGAAAUCCGCAUGGUCUCCUGCUACCUCAUUCGGUUAAUUUGCCCGAGUGUCAUCAUCGUGUUGGAGUCAAAGACGGCAAAGUACAAGUUGACUAUGUGUCCUGUGUGUCUAUCUCAUAAAGCCACACUUAAAAAAAGAAAGAAAAAGAAAGAAGCUGAACUAUCAUUUUAAACAUGAAGAGUGGUCUAUGGACAUUGACCAGUAUAGGAAAACCAGAUGCUGCAGUGCUUUGUAAUAUAUGUACAGCCCCUGUUAUUUUACUAUGCUAAUAAACCUAAGACUCUUUCAAAACUUUUUUACUUUGUAAAAUAGUAAAAACUAACACAGCUGAAUAUUUUGUUGCUGCUUUCCUAAUGUCCUCCUAUUGCUCCCUGUGGCCGUAAGUUAUAUUAACUUCAUUGAGACUGGAUUACCAUCCAAUGCUAAAGUUUGACAGCAGCUAUUUGAAUAAACACAAUGUGAAAUCCUUUGACCAGUUGUUCACUCUAAAUCAUUACUUUGCAGCUGCUGAAGCUGCACUUAUGUUUCACUGAACCGUGUUUAGUGGUUGAUUUCAUGUGAUUCGUGUGAACUGUGGCUCUCACCAUUUCAUUCUAUCUUAACAAAUUGCUUUAUUCAUUUAUUUCUUUUUUUAUUGAAAUGUUGUAAUGUGGAAUGAAAGGUGGCAUGCUGAACUGAGUAGCGCUGUUGUUCUAAUGCAGGGAGCAUGAGGCUAAAAACUAACUGUGAACAUGUGUCUUGAUACAAAGUUGAGCAGCUGUGAUCAAUAUUUUAAAAUGAAUAAUAGAUCAAUUUACAGUGUUCAAAAUGAAAGAAAUCCCCCCCUUGUGAUAAAGCCAAAGCACAAGUGAAUAAUUGCAUUCAAAAUCGAGGUUGUUUGUUUUUUGUAGCCUUGGAAUAAGCCUUUUAUUAUGUUCUUUAGACAAGGGCCUUUCUUUGUGGAGGUUGCCAUUUUGCAUGAACGGACAAACCAGCCAGAGCAUGUGUUUUGCGUUUUAAAGUGGGAGCUUCAUAAGCUACACAAAAACAUAAACCCAAUAUACAAACCAACAAAGAAGAAAUGGGGCGUUGGCAGAGAGAAUGGUGGA